Messenger RNA from Aspergillus tanneri, 1341 nucleotides. RefSeq lists its product as uncharacterized. The transcript is spliced from 4 exons. The record is from RefSeq and is a predicted model, not a curated record. Gene Ontology annotation, biological process: protein homooligomerization. The coding region runs from base 1 to 1341 and encodes 446 amino acids. NCBI's taxonomy places the organism in Eukaryota, Fungi, Ascomycota, Eurotiomycetes, Eurotiales, Aspergillaceae.
AUGGCGACGCCUACAUCAAGUAGCCUGUCCACCUCAGCCUCUCAAAAGGGGUACAAGUGCACCCUACCCUCAGAAAGGGUAUUUUCCAUCCAGAUCGGAACGGAACUCUUUCGUCUUUCAGGAGCCUCGAUUGCAUCCGAUGCCCCGUCGUAUUUCUCCCAGUUCUUCGAGGAGCAGCUUCGCCAGAACGGAGACGGAGCGAACAUUCGCACGCUAUAUAUAGACCGAGAUCCAGCCACCUUCCGGGAAAUCGCAAGGCAUUUACAAGGGUAUCACAUACGGCCCAGAGAUGGCUCCGAGUUUGUGAAGUUGUUCGCAGAUGCCCAAUUCUACAGCUUACCUCGGUUGAAUUCUCAGCUGUUUGAAUCCGCAAUCACCAUAGAGAUCGGCGGUCGCGAUUUCCAAAUACCCCGCGACAUCUUUUCGGGACCGGGCGAUUCCCCGAAUUUUUUUUCCUUGGGCUUUGGUGCUUUCUUCGCUUCACCGUCCCAGACCUUCCCCGGACUCGACCGCGUUGGGCUUCUACGCCCUCCCGCUAUCGUAGCCCCCAGCAUCCCCAACCGAUCAGGCGAUGUCUUUGCAGAACUCCUCCAUCUCUUGCGAGGAUAUCCGUUACAGAUUAAGAACGAGACUCAUCGAGAGGAACUUCUCCGUGACUGCCGUUACUUCCACCUCCGUGGAUUAGAACAGAAGUUAAUCCCUCAUCAUAUUAGCUACAAUCCCGUCCGGCAAAGGUCUGAGAUUGUCAUUCGUUUAGAGGAUGUCCGUCGAUCCGGAGUCAGUUUCGCACCCGAUGAAAAUCAUUCACCAUCCACUGGCUGGGUGUUGUAUUCGCGCCCAUUCGUUGAUGAAGAGCCCCUAGACUUGAUUGUGGAAAUUGGAGAUGAAUGCAGCAUUGUUGAUCUUGUGCGCAUGCGCGUAGAGUUCCUGCACCUUACCAAGACCCGUUUCUCAUGUCUACACCAAGUGAUUACCAACAAAGUCACGAACACCCAAUCACCAAGCGGAACUCCUCCAGCCCAUGAGGGUGCUGCUAUUCGUAUCGAGCGCGAUACAGAUUUGACCGUUGAUGGCCAGUCAACUUUAUAUGACGCCAUAUUUAGUGCAGGUACUGAGCAUACAGAGGGCGUCACAGAAUCAUCUCGCCCCGUUAAACGGAGGCGAAUCGACGGAUCAUCAAGUGGAAGCGCUAAAUGGAUUGUACGAAAUGGGCAAUGGCGUAUGCGCGCCGAGCCCUCUGCUACGGGCGGAGGGGUGGAUAUUAUAUUGGUUGCAGUCAAAUUGGACGUGUAUAGUGAGCAGAGGAUGCGGAAUGAGGCUAGAGCGUUCCUAUCCUCAUAA